This is a messenger RNA of Marchantia polymorpha subsp. ruderalis, 1579 nucleotides long. The record is from the annotation of a GenBank genome assembly. NCBI's taxonomy places the organism in Eukaryota, Viridiplantae, Streptophyta, Marchantiopsida, Marchantiales, Marchantiaceae.
AUGCACCAAUUCCGCCAUCUUCAUACAAUUUGUGGCCGUGCUCCUCUCACGACUUCUCACUGCCUCGCGACAUUUGGUGCUUCGAACAAUGGACCUUCAUUGGGAUGUGCCCCCGAGACAAAUUGCAUUCUUCCGCUAGCACCGCACAUUGUUUGUUCCGUAUGAAGUUCGCCUCUCGAUUCGUGUAUACAUGUGGCGACACAAGGCUCCAAUUAUUCGCAGAGGAAUCGAAGAGAAGAAGAAUCGACCAGAAAAUCUGAAAACGAACGUGUGCGUUUUUCACGAGCACUGUCGGAUUCAAUUUCCUUCUAUUCUUUUCAACGUACGAGCUGCUGGGUUCAUUCGUGCGGUGUCGCACUCUUGCACGCCGAGCUCUAGGGUUCAAAGAAAGCGAAUGAAGUGGAAAAUUUUGUGACUUUUCCAACGAUGAAUUUGAACAUGAGCUGCGUAGUUAUCGCUGGCAGUUUCCACGGUUCGUGUCAUCUGAGUGGCUGGAAAGGCGAUGCGAGCAACCUUUUGAGGCGAAAUCCGAAUCGCCCGUGGCAGCAGGGGCUUGUCAAUGGACGGGCUACAACGACGAUAAGGUCGUCAUGGCAAGAGCUGGCAGGCGUGGUGGUAUUUUCUGCGCUUCCGUUCUCGGUGGUGAAGGCAAUCGCUAACAGUUCUUUAGGGGAAGCUCUCCAGGAGCGAAUGAUGAAAACCAAGGCUGCGGCGCAGCUCGAUGCAGAGGCCGCGAAAGCUGCUCAAGCGGACGCGAGGGCGAAGAGUUUAUGGUUCGGCGAUUCUCGGCCCAAAUUCCUCGGGCCUCUCCCUUUCGAUUAUCCCCAGCACUUACAAGGCGAAUCCCCAGGCGACUAUGGAUUCGACAUUCUUGGACUGGGCCGAGAAACCGCAAAUUUCGACAAAUUCUUCAACUUCGAAAUCCUCCACGCACGAUGGGCGAUGUUGGGAGCCAUGGGCGCAGUCAUUCCCGAGCUUCUGGUCCGAUACGGCGGCUUGAGCUUCAGCGAACCAGUUUGGUGGCGGGUAGGCUACGCGAAGCUGCAGGGCGAAACUCUGGACUACUUCGGAAUCCCCGGUCUGCAUGUCGCCGGAGCGCAGGGAGUGUUGGUGAUCGCCUUCUGCCAGGUUCUUCUCAUGGUAGGCCCCGAGUACGCAAGGUACUGCGGCAUCGAGGCGCUGGAGCCUUUGGGAGUGUUCUUGCCCGGAGACAUCAAUUAUCCUGGCGGUGCCCUUUUCGAUCCGCUCGGCCUUUCCAAGGAUCCCUCCACAUUCGAGGAUCUCAAGGUGAAGGAAAUCAAGAAUGGGCGCCUGGCUAUGGUGGCGUGGUUGGGCUUCUACGCGCAGGCUGUUGUCACAGGAAAAGGUCCUGUCGAAAAUGCUCUUGAUUUUCUCAGCGACCCUGCCCAUCAAAACCUUUUCGCAUAUGCCACUUCUUCCUAAUCAUGUAUAUUGGAUGGAACCAGAAUCGCCACCUUAGAUUCGAGUGACACGAGAUCUGCUCUAAUUCAAUUUACAAUGUACAUACUGUCGAUCGAUUAUUUUAGAAAUCUUCAAUAAAAUUUUGUGUCUUUGUGUC